AUGGGUAUCGAUCGCACAGACCUUUACGGAGACAAGCUUGCGGAACUUGUGGUUCAGGACGUUUCAAACCCAAUCCCAGCAGAAAAUGCAAUCCAUGCUCGACUAACUGGCAUUGAUGGAACUGCUACUGCCAUCCUGGCCAGCAAGAUCAAGACGGCCACCGACGACUUUGGUGGCUUCGCCCUAGUUGUCCAGGAUGAUACAAAGUAUGAUGACUUCUACUGGCUCCAAUUCAUCACUCGACAGCUUGUCGUUGACAAUGUUGCCAAAACCGGUAACCUCGUCAAUAAAGCAACUACUCCAGCAUAUCAGCUGGUAAUUGCUACUGGAGAGGUCACAGACUUCUCCACUGGUGCUGGAGCGUCAAACUGGAACACCUGCUGGGGAGUCGACUCUGGCCUCACCAAGGGCUUCUUCGCAGACACGUAUGAAUUCGCCAAGUCGGAUGCCCACAAGAUAACAGCCAUCCUGGACCCUCCAAGCGUUCUGAUGGGAAAAGUUCCAACUGACAAAGAGAAGGCCUUUUACAAAGAUGCUCCACAUGGUCUGGUCAAUAUGGAGACUGAGCUUGGAGAUGGCCAGGGAAUCUCCCGUGCCUACUUCUCUGACUAUCUCUUGAAGAAGGCCAAUGGGGAUAAUUAUCGUGUCUAUGCCCGCUUUGACCUGACGUUGACUUGGAACGCAAGGGAAGUGGGCAAGAAAAACUUCACACUCAACACUUUGGCUUCCACUGGGACCAACACGAUACUCGCUUGCCAUAUGGCUGCUCUACGGCACACCACGACUCCAGGCAACGAGGAGUCUUUCCGAGAGUUUCGCAGCAAGAUUAUUUAA
Molecule: messenger RNA, 834 nt
Organism: Fusarium mangiferae
Lineage: Eukaryota; Fungi; Ascomycota; Sordariomycetes; Hypocreales; Nectriaceae
Exons: 1
Coding region: 1-834 (277 amino acids)
Source: RefSeq, a predicted model, not a curated record